Molecule: messenger RNA, 327 nt
Organism: Tetrapisispora phaffii CBS 4417
Lineage: Eukaryota; Fungi; Ascomycota; Saccharomycetes; Saccharomycetales; Saccharomycetaceae
Gene: MHF2
Product: Mhf2p
Exons: 1
Coding region: 1-327 (108 amino acids)
Biological process (GO): kinetochore assembly; DNA repair
Molecular function (GO): protein heterodimerization activity
Source: RefSeq, a predicted model, not a curated record
AUGAACGAGGAGGAAUUGGAUGGACCGAUCCCUAAGGAUACCAUUGCUAGAAUCUUGCAAUUGGAGUCGUUUGGUGAAGAGACUCGUAUUUCUGCAGAGUCCGUUGGAAUUCUUCAAAAAUACAUGGAGCUGUUUGUUCGAGAAGCAGUGCUGCGAUCGAUUGAGAACCGUGAACAGAAACAAUCCAACAUCGAAGCACUUAAAAAGGCUCCUGCUAAGGCCAACCCGGAUCAACUGCAGACCUUCCAACAUAGCUUCAAUGGCAUCGAGCUAACCCAUGAGGACUUAGAGGAAAUAUCAGGACUCUUGCUAUUAGACAUGUCGUAA